Molecule: messenger RNA, 446 nt
Organism: Malus domestica (apple)
Lineage: Eukaryota; Viridiplantae; Streptophyta; Magnoliopsida; Rosales; Rosaceae
Source: RefSeq, a predicted model, not a curated record
UGUUGCAAAAACCCCUAUUUUCAGCCAUGGAAUCGGUCAUCAACAUGAUGAGAGAAGUGGAGGUCCAGGAGAAAGCAGUGGAUAUUGUUCAAGAGGAAGCUUCUAGGGGAGGUUUGGAUAUCAUGGUCAAAGUGGAGGAGCUUAAACGGAUGUUGGCACAUGCAAAAGACGCAAAUGACAUGCAUGCUGGAGAAGUCUUUGGGGAGAAAGCAAUUUUAGCAACUGAAGCGAAGGAGCUUCAGUCUCGAUUGCUCAACUUAUCAGAUGAGAGAGAUAAAUCACUUGCGAUUCUUAAUGAGGUUGACUCCACUUCAUUGAGUUGCUUAUUGCACUGCAUUACUGUUGGUGCAUGCUCUAUUUCACUAAUUUAUCCAUUUAUCUUUAGAUUGCCUCAUUUUUAUGCUGUCUUUUUCGUAUCGUAUUCUUCAAAAACAACAAUUGCAUGA